GCCUUUAUAAGGAGUUCAGUCAAAACUCUGGCACUUUCAGACGCGAGAAUAAACGUUGAGGAACUAUCUGUAGUGUCCGACAAUAAUAGUGGCCAUCAAAAAUGGCAGCAUACUCAUUACCGGAGGGAUUCUCCGAUUUUGACAUGUUUGCAUUCGGUUCAGCUCUUCUUGUUGGGGGUCUUGUCGGAUUCUUCCUCAACGCCGUUUCAAUAUUGGCCUAUAUUAGCGUAAAGCAAAUGCGAACUCCCAGUAACUUCCUUGUCUUUAACCUCGCCGUGGCUGACAUUAUGCUCAAUACAACCGGCCUGAUCGCUGCAUACGCCAGCUUAUCGUACAGACACUGGCCCUGGGGUCAAGACGGAUGUAGCAACCACGCCGUCAUAGGGAUGACAGCAGUUCUGGCCUCCAUCAGUUUCCUGGCUACCAUCGCCUGGGACAGAUAUCACCAAUAUGUCACCAAUCAGAAGCUGUUUUGGAGCACGGCCUGGACUUUUUCUAUCAUUAUCUGGGGGUUGGCCAUCUUCUGGGCGGCCGUCCCUCUGACUGGAUGGGGAGUGUAUGACUUUGAGCCAAUGAGGACGUGCUGCACUCUAGACUACACCAAAGGAGACAAGGACUACAUGACCUAUAUGGGAGCCCUGACGGUCUUCUACCUUAUCUUCCCUGCUUAUGUCAUGAAGUCCAACUACGACGCCAUUUACGCAUACUUCAAGAAGAUCCACAAGCACAGGUGGAACACCAGCGUACCACUGAGGGUUCUGUUGUUCUGCUGGGGACCCUACGAAGUCAUGUGUAUCUACGCCUGCUUUGGCAAUGCCAAACUGGUCUCUCCAAAGCUGAGAAUGUUGCUUCCUGUUUUGGCGAAAAUGAACCCUAUUUUCAAUGCUUGGCUCUAUUCCUUUGGGAACGAGUUCUACAGAGGAGGGGUGUGGCAGUUCCUGACUGGCCAGAAGUUUACAGAGCCCGUCGUUGUGAAGUUAAAAGGAAGAUAAAGGAAGUUCUUGUUAGUUACAGUCAUAUAUAUAGAACGGUCAGAGUUUCUAUUCCCAUUCUACUCAUUCGAAUUCUAUGGUUACAGUACCAUACAUAUAAUUAGAAUGUUCCAUGUUCCAUUCUACUCAUUCUAAUUCUAUGGUUACAGUACCGUACAUAUAAUUAGAAUGUUCCAUGUUCCAUUCUACUCAUUCUAAUUCUAUGGUUACAGUACCAUACAUAGAAUUAGAAUGUUCCAAUCCAUUCAACCAUUCUAAUUCUAUGGUUACAGUACCGUACAUAGAAUUAGAAUGUUCCAUGUUCCAUUCUACUCAUUCUAAUUCUAUGGUUACAGUACCAUACAUAUAAUUAGAAUGUUCCAUGUUCCAUUCAACCAUUCGAAUACUAUGCUAAAGACCAUAUUCAAACAACAAAUCAUCAUCAUACACUCUCAUUGCAGUAGGUUUCACAUUGGAAGAAUGCUAUCUGUACAAGGUUGUAAAGUAAAUCUCAAUUGUUUAUUUAGUUGGUUUGGGAUACCAUAUGCCAAUGUAGCUUGUCAAUAGAGAUAUGGUGAUUGUCCAUUCAAAUAGACUUUGGGGAGAGGCACCUGUUCUUAGGUUGAAUGAUGUAUCAUGAUUUACUAGAGAUGAUUGACUAGACACUCAUUGACCUAUGUUUUAGUAGAAAUUCCACAGUGCUCUUAAAAUGACAUGUUCAUGUUGAGUGAUUUUUUGAAGGAAGUAAAAACCAGUGUAAUCAACUUAAAGUGGAUGAGACUGAAUUUUAGUGGAAUCAUGAUAAUGUAAAACAUAUUUUAUAUCCAAUAGCUUUACUUCUAGAACUUUCCCUGAUGUCUUCCUCUGAUCACUGUCAAUAAACGCAGCGAGGUGUGCUGCCAUGUGCUGCUCUUCAAUAUGACUCAACUGUCCAUGGAAAUGGUGGGAUGCUCAACACGCUUUACUGUACAGCUGUAAAUGAUGAGUGACUUAGUCUUCAGACUUCAAAAGAGCUAUAGCUGCCAGACCUGAGUUCAAAUAUCAGACUACAAAAAGAGCUAUACCUACCAGACCUGGGUUCAAAUAUCAGACUACAAAAAGAGCUAUACCUACAAGACCUGGGUUCAAAUAUCAGACUACAAAAGAGCUAUACCUACCAGACCUGGGUUCAAAUAUCAGACUACAAAAGAGCUAUACCUACCAGACCUGGGUUCAAAUAUCAGACUACAAAAGAGCUAUACCUACCAGACCUGGGUUCAAAUAUCAGACUACAAAAGAGCUAUACCUACCAGACCUGGGUUCAAAUAUCAGACUACAAAAGAGCUAUACCUACCAGACCUGGGUUCAAAUAUCAGACUACAAAAGAGCUAUACCUACCAGACCUGGGUUCAAAUAUCAGACUACAAAAGAGCUAUAGCUGCCAGACCUGGGUUCAAAUAUCAGACUACAAAAGAGCUAUACCUACCAGACCUGGGUUCAAAUAUCAGACUACAAAAGAGCUAUACCUACCAGACCUGGGUUCAAAUAUCAGACAACAAAAGAGCUAUACCUACCAGACCUGGGUUCAAAUAUCAGACUACAAAAGAGCUAUAGCUGCCAGACCUGAGUUCAAAUACUAUUUAAAAUCUUUAAAGUACCUUAAGCGUUUACUUUAGCCUGCCCGGAGUGCCAGAUGAGUGAGGAUUACUUUUAUGCUACUAUUUCAUUGUUUCCAUUGUGCCAGGCAAGCUCAAUCAAGCCCGGCUAAUUAGUAUUUGACAUGAAAUAUUAUUUGAAGCCAGUUCUGAUUUAUUAAGCAAGCCAUUUCAUGCUAUGGUGGUGGUUGUCUAGUUGGGUCUCCUGGACCCUGUGGGGUUUUAUGGUUGUGUCUCGAAUGGCAUCUUAUUCCCUAUGGGCCCUAGCCAAAAGUAGUGCACUAUAUAGGAAAUAUGGUUCCAUUGGGGACAGCUGAAACCCCUGACUAUACAGUGCCUUCAGAAAGUAUUCACACCCCGUGACUUUUUCCACGUUUUGUUGUGUUACAGCCUUGAUUUAAAAUAGAUGAAAUGUAGAUUUUUCUUUUGUCGCUGGCCUACACACAAUACCCCAUUAUGUCAAAGUGGAAUUAUGCUUUUUGAAAAUGUUUACAAAUUAAUAAAAAUGAAAAUAUGAAAUGUUUUGAGUCAGUAAGUAUACAACCCCUUUGUGAUGGCAAGCCUAAAUAAGUUCAGGAGUAAAAAAAAAAUGUGCUUAACAAGUCACGCAAUUAGUUGUAUGGACAAUAAUAGUGUUUUUGAACGACUACCCUCAUCUUUGCACCCCCACACAUGCAAUUAUCUGCCUCAGUCGAGCAGUGAAUUUGAAACAAAGAUUCAACCACAAAGACCAGGGAGGGUUUCCAAUGCCUCGCAAAGAGAAGCACCUAUUGGUAGAUGGAUAAAAAUAGAAAACAAGCAGACAUUGGAGCAUGGUGAAGUUGUCAAUUACACUUUGGAAGGUGUAUCAAUACAGUGCUUUUGCAACCGUAUUCAUCCCCCUUGGCGUUUUUCCUAUUUUGUUGCAUUACAACCUAUAAUUGAAAUGUAUUUUUAUUUGAAUUUCAUGUAAUGGACAUACACAAAAUAGAUCAAA
This is a messenger RNA of Oncorhynchus mykiss (rainbow trout), 3581 nucleotides long. Its product is annotated as RPE-retinal G protein-coupled receptor-like. Gene Ontology annotation, molecular function: G protein-coupled receptor activity. Gene Ontology annotation, cellular component: membrane. NCBI's taxonomy places the organism in Eukaryota, Metazoa, Chordata, Actinopteri, Salmoniformes, Salmonidae. Gene Ontology annotation, biological process: visual perception; phototransduction; G protein-coupled receptor signaling pathway. The record is from RefSeq and is a predicted model, not a curated record.